Messenger RNA from Cynoglossus semilaevis (tongue sole), 1547 nucleotides. It is a transcript of the gene arl16, whose product is annotated as ADP-ribosylation factor-like 16. The transcript is spliced from 5 exons. Lineage: Eukaryota; Metazoa; Chordata; Actinopteri; Pleuronectiformes; Cynoglossidae. The record is from RefSeq and is a predicted model, not a curated record. Gene Ontology annotation, molecular function: GTP binding; GTPase activity. The coding region runs from base 101 to 631 and encodes 176 amino acids.
CCUUAAAACGCGAUUAUCGUGGUUGUUCCGUGAGCUGGUCAUCGGCUAGUAAACAGUCCACCAGCUACUGCUGUUAUUUUACUCGUCGAACCCCGAGAAAAUGGCCAAAAAUGAAACUUGCUUGAUUCUCGGGGCAACAGGCGUUGGAAAAACGUUACUGCUUAAACGUCUGCAAAAGCCAAUUGUUUAUCCAGCAGGUGAACUGGAGUUACCUUCUUCUACUCUGCCAACUGUAGGAACUAAUCUGACAGACCUGACCCUGAAGAAGAAGUCAGUAACUGUGAGAGAACUGGGAGGCUGCAUGGGGCCCAUCUGGCCCAGUUACUUCAACGACUGCUCCUCUGUCAUAUUUAUAGUUGAUUCAGCUAACAUUGCUCAAGUGUCCUCGUCCUGUGUCCAGCUGUUGUCCGUCCUCUCUGCUGAGCCUCUGCGCAGUGCCUCUGUACUGAUUCUUUUCAACAAGAGAGACAUGCCCAGUACUAUGAGUCUCACUGAGAUGAGGUCACUGUUCAGAAUGGAUGAUAUUGUUGCAUCUGCUCCCCAGUCAAUCACAAUACUGGAAGGAAGUGCCCACACUGGACAGGGCCUUCAGGAGGUGCUCAACUGGCUGGAGUCUGUUGCAAUCAAAUGAUGAUUACUUGUAGGCAUCCUGUUGUCUUUUAAAGUUAGAUCAUGGCCAAGGACAUCAGUGACGUCAAUGCAAAGUCAGUUUAUAGUUUAUCAACAGUGAACUGGGCUGACAACCUAACCAUCAGCUGCUGUAAAGCUGACUGUUCUCACUCAGAGGGCUGUGGUCCCGAAGACCUUUCAUACUGUGGUGAUAUCACUGCUGUUCUGGUUUUGAUUGGAUUACUGGGGCAACAGCAUCUCAUUAUGACACACUGAAGAAGGUCACUGCUUCUCUGAGAUGUCUCCUUCACGUGGUGGGAGCGAGGAAUGAGGUUAAAGGUGUUCUUAUAGAGUAUUUAUCUCAUGGACAAUGACUAAUUCAAGAUGUGGGGCACACUAUCAACAAUAGACCUCUCCUUCAAUGUAUUUAAAAAUAGUUGUGUGUAUCUGUAUGUAUAAAAACUAAAAUUAAAUGAAAUUAAAAACAAAUCUAAGAAAAUAUUUUCUUUCCUGCACAAUUGUUUGGAUUUCUGCUCCAAGCUGCUCAUUGUUUACAUGUGUAAAAGCACAUAUAGUACUGAGAUUUUCAUAGAUAACAGACACACACACCACUGAACUUACCAUUUGCUACUAGACUUAAAAUUGGCAAAAGCUAUCAGAAAUGUAAAAAACAAACAAAAUAAAUAUCAUAAGAAGAGGAAAAUGUGUGAAGACUUCCAAACUCCAGCAACACUUGCAAAAAACAUGCAAGCAAAUUAGACAGCUUUAUUGUAAAGACUGGGGCAUUUUUGAUUGUGGCAAUUUAAUAAGUAAUGCUGCAUGUCUUAUCUGUAGAUGAUAAUAAUAACGUUGGCCUUCAAUAAAUACAUUUCCAGACAUUGAACUGCAGGACGUGAUUUUUGAACAUGUCCAUAUUGGAGAAAUCAUUCAUGCAAAUC